Thermothelomyces thermophilus ATCC 42464 is the source of this 1947-nucleotide messenger RNA. RefSeq lists its product as uncharacterized. Bases 118 to 1641 code for a protein of 507 amino acids. The transcript is spliced from 2 exons. NCBI's taxonomy places the organism in Eukaryota, Fungi, Ascomycota, Sordariomycetes, Sordariales, Chaetomiaceae. The record is from RefSeq and is a predicted model, not a curated record.
UAACAUCCCACUGCGCACCCCUGCGGUGACGUACAUACACACUGUGCUGGCCUUCCGUCGGAGGCAUCGGGCUUCGAAACAGUUGAGUUGGGGCGUGGACCGCCAUCCGUACUUACCAUGUCGUUCGCACCGCGGUUUCAACCCAACGGGGGUUUCAACUCCAACGCAUCGACGGCGCCGGCCCAGCCGUUGCAUGCCGACAUCUUCCGUCCGCCGACGUCGCCUUCAGCAUCGAGUUGCAACCUCGCGAAAUCGACCGGUAGUGUCCUUUCCGACAUAUCGAUGUCGACUGCCCGACAUGCGGGAACGGCAAAACGAAAGCGGACAAGUACGAGGGAGUCAACACCGCUGGAUUGGCAUCUGAAUAUGGAGGGUGCAUAUGAUGGUCGGGAAGAGAGAAGGGGAGAGUUCAGGUACACUCUGGCAGGCCAAAUCAGCACCACGCCAGCAGAGCCACUAGGGGGUGCAGAGAAUGGCCAGUUGGAGGACAGUGUUUACUCCGACGUCGACUACCGGAGAGCGCUCGGCCCAAGGACGAUGGGGGCCGCCGACUCUCCACCCGGGCAAGUGGCACCCAGUGGGACGGAGGGCGCACCUAGCUCUGGAAGCUGGAGCUUGUUUAGCCUCCAGUUGAUAGGAAACGUGGUCGGCAAAGUGUGGGAGUUUUGCAAAAAGGGGGCUUUCAGGGGCUUUCAGGCCGGAGGCGGCCAGAAGUACAACGCAAACGGAGCAACGGUGACAGAAACAACGGGAGAGCCAUGCGCCCCAGAACCGGAUGCAUCAGCCGAACCCGUCGAGGAGAGCUCCAUGGGGGAAUAUGCACCCUCGUACUCCCCCGAGACCGCACAGUCAGCCGCCUCAGCCGCGUACCACGAUCUCAGCACACCCGAGUCCACACCGCUACCCGCCGCAAAACGCCGACAGGUCAGCGCGAAUAAUGAUGAACUCAGAAACUGGGUGGUGGUGGACGAGCCGAGCAGGCAACCGCCAAAGCAGUUUGCCGCCGAGGUGAGGGCCGCUGCUUCAAAGCCCAGCGGGCUGGUACGACCCCGAACAGGUUACUACGCCCAAACAUCCGUCAGUAGCCAUCGCCGCAUUACCGCGCCCUCGCCAAGGUUCACGGGCGGUUCGGGAACACUCGCAAGCCGCCCGUCGCUCCGCAUCUCCCAUGCAGGUUCUCCCGCCUUGACUCCUCGUGAGCCAGCCAGCUUCGCCUCUACGCGCUCCUCGCCCGUCUCAUGCCCAACACCAAGCCGCAUCCCACUCGGCGGCCACCGCCGCAAGCACUCGUCUGCCGCGGCGUCGGCGACAUCGGCGACGACAACGACAGGGACAGCGCGCAGCCGCCGUCAGAGCAUCCUACCCCGGCGGUCAUCGGAUAUCGAAGCCGUCAGCAGCCCGCGGCUGGACGCCGAGGCACUGCAACUGGCGCAGGAGAAACUGGCGGCGGAGCGGGACGCGGACGCGAAAGUGGACGCGUUCAACGCGAAGCUCCUGAGCAUGAUCCGACAGGGGAGAGAGGCGCUGGGGACCAAGGUGGAGGUCGAGAUGGACUCGGAACUGGACAUGGAGCUGGACAUGGAGAUGAAUGACGGGCUGGGAACGGGAAUACGUGGAGGGGGGUGGGAGGACGACGAUUGACCGGUCUCUUUUUUUUUUUUUUCUUCUCCCAAGGAAUUUAUUGGUGUCGCAAAAUAAGGGUGUCUUCUGGAGUCUUGAUUAUUGUAACGUAACGCCUUCUGGUGUUGGGAGUAUGAGGGAUAUAUGCAUUCGGUUCGGGUCUCGUUCGGUCCUGCACGAUAUGGAGUUGGGAUGGGUUUCUUUCUUUUUCUUUUUUUUUUUUUUUGGGGGGGGGGGGGGAGGGGGGUUAUGUGUACGUAUUUGACACGUCUACGGUGAACAUACAUGUUUAGGUUUCUUUUUUUUGUAGCAAUCCCGUUGCCCAUG